This is a messenger RNA of Pogonomyrmex barbatus (red harvester ant), 8203 nucleotides long. RefSeq names its product bedraggled. Gene Ontology annotation, cellular component: plasma membrane. Lineage: Eukaryota; Metazoa; Arthropoda; Insecta; Hymenoptera; Formicidae. The record is from RefSeq and is a predicted model, not a curated record. Gene Ontology annotation, molecular function: amino acid:sodium symporter activity; L-amino acid transmembrane transporter activity. Gene Ontology annotation, biological process: sodium ion transmembrane transport; nitrogen compound transport; amino acid import across plasma membrane.
GAUAUUGCCGGAGCGAUCUCGGAUCUGUCUUGAUCCAAGUGUUCGUCUCGGAUCGUUCGCCUUCUUUCGUUCCAACCCUCGCUCGUUUCCUUUGUUCCCUUCAUUCUACUCCUUCCAUUCAUCGCAUUUCUCUCUCUCCCUCGAGCUUUCGAUCUCCUUUUCUUGCGAUCCAGACCGGACCCACUCUUUCUCUCUCUUCCCCCUCCCCCUUGUCUCUCUCUGUUUCUCCUCUUCCGCACUUUGCGCGUGCGUGUGUGUAGGUGCGUGAAUCGGCGGUUGAAUUGGUUCGUACGAGGAAACGUUCGUACGAGGAGUGGAGACUUGCAGUCCGCGUUGCUCGCGUCGCUGGCUCGUUCUUCCUCAGUGCGUGCCUUAUGCGGGCACCGUGAAGUACUUGUUUUAAAACGUCGUAAAGUGGUUACGUGGCACGCGUUCGUUGCGACGACAGGAAAAAAGAAAGAGAGAGAGAGAGAGAGAGAGAGAGAGAGAAAAGAUUAUAGAUAAAAAGAGUGAAAGAAAAGAUCAGAGGGGAAACUCGAAAGGAAGAGAAAAGAACGACGGAGGAGGAGAACUUGACGGACAAAGGAAAGGGAUAGGGGGUGAGGGAAACAAGUCGACAGAGAAAGAGAAUAAAUAAGUGUGCGAAAGAGUAAGGAGCAAAAGAAGGAAGGAAGGGACGAAAGGAGGAGACACGAGCGAUCGUUCUCUCGAAGCGAAUAGUCGAAGAGGGCGAGUAUCUCGCGCGCGCGUCUCGCGAAUGCUUAUUUCAAGUUUCGUGUCUUUAUCAUAGAUUAAUGAACAUAUCAAUAAACGAGAUAAAGAAAAAGCAUAAGAGAAAGGGACUGUUUUCGAUCACCACCGCCACGAAAAAUCUUCUUUGUAUAAUCCCUUGACUCCGUUUCCAAGACGACGUCAUCGUGGAUCCGGAGUGAAGUAAUUUGUAUAUUAUUUCGUUAUCGAUUUUCGUUACCGAUCAGCCCUCCUUGUCCUUCGAUUCGCGCCGCUGCGAUCAUAAAUCGGGACGAGGCGAGGAGCACAAUAAAAUUCGCGUCCGUCGACCGCGAAGUCCGACCGGUGUGAGUCACGCCUGCUCGACCCGGUUCUGUAUUGAGGUGAACGUGAACGCGCGCGCGAGCCAGAGCAAAACCGGAGGAAAAAGGAUUUUCAGUCACGGGGAUCAGUAAAUCGAUCGAUUGUUGGGUUAAUCUUCUCCGUUGGAGACAUCGCGCGACCGCACCUAUAUCGCAUUCGUUAUCGAACAUCACGACGUGAUUCACAUUCAUCGUCGGCGAUGUUCACGCGACGUUACACGUUACGAUAGCACGGUGCGAUAGUACGGCGAAAGGGAUUGUUGAAAGCGUAAAAUUGGCUGCGAGGUGCGUGUCGUUUGAAGUUGCCACACUCGCGAUGCGAGGAGUGAAGUCGUGCGUAAAUCGAAUCGCAAUAUUUUUAAACGAAAAUAGUCGACACAAUCGAACGCCGGCCGACGCGUGUAGACAAUACUCCGAAGAAUUUUAAGUUCUCCGAAAAGAAUUGAAGAGAUGGGAAUGAAAAAAAAAGAGAAGGGAAGAGCGGAGAAUAUUUGAGAGUGGAUUUUCUUUGUUACCUCCGAUAAAAAACGAAAUUCUAGGCUUUUCAGUGUUGUGUUUGGCAACAGGAAAAGCAGGAAGGGAGGAGAAGAAGUUCGACACGAGAAUGGAGGUGGGAAUUGUUCGUACACUAUUGUGUUGCUGCACUUUUUGUACGUUUCUCGUACAAGGUCGUGCGCGAGUGGAAUGACCGUGAUUUAAACCGUGAAUUAUCGCGCCCGUUCGCCACGUGCACGCGCACGCGCACGCGUGUUCGCACUUGCAUCCGGUCCACCGAAAGACCACCGAGGAAUCCGUUCGUCUUUUCUCCCUCGAUGAAUGUCGGAUACGGAUGCUGUCUAGUUCAUCCCGGUACGACGUACUCGCCACGCUGAUCUCUACGUUCCGAGUGUGAUCGUCUUCGGUGUCCCGUGAAUGACACGAAGGUGUAAAUCAUUAUAAGAUGGCAACCAAUGAGGACGGCGAUCUGAUCGAUCUUGGAAAUGAUGUAUGCGUGCCGCGAGUCACUGUGGACAAUGCGACACCCGAAGAACAGGAGCAUCUCCUGGACGUAUGUCCCCCGAAAUUGGAACAGAAACUUUCUCUCACUAAGCAACAAGAGCGAGUAUUGAACAGCACCGACAAAGGUGAUGUCUUGGUGACCUUGGGUCAUGAUCAAGUAAUACCGAUUUGUAAGAGGAUUGAUGUGGUCUCGUCAGACACAAUUAAGCGAGUUCGCGACAUCACUAAAAAUUUAGAGCCGGUGAUACGUAGAGAUCAUUUGGGCACCAACAAGGAGAUCCAGCAGGAUACAGUGGACCACGCGACGACGAUAUCAAGCGAAAAAACGCAAGAAGCCGCGACCGUGAGGCAUGAAGACGAAACGUACGAGACACGAGAGAUAAAUGACGCUUUCAAUUUCCUCGCCGAGCACGACGACAACGAGGACCAAGCGGAAACGAGCUGCGGUCACAUAAGGAAGGAGAACGUUGACCUAAAUCGCGCGAUAUCUCCCGUGCGUCUUUUGAUCGGGGGAAAAGAGGAUACGGCCAGUUACCCCUUCGAAUCGUCGUCCAGGACCUCGAACGAGGAAGUGAACGGUAAAAACGACACGGAGAAGACGAAAAGCGUCGUCACGCCGAGCGAAUACGAUGUCCAGCUGAACAAUUCGGUCUACGACUCUUCGAGUCCGAAGAAGUUUCGUGAAGGCAAUUCAGCCAAGGGCAGAUCGAUUUCUAUCCGUUCAGAAUCUCACGCGAGAGUUGUUCUCAAGAGACGCAGCCAGAAAAACGUCGCCUUCGAACGCGGAAGGCGUUCCUUUCGAGAAUCGAAUCGUAAAUCAUGGACGGAAGGGACGAGCCUAAACUCGGCUUUUACCGUACCGAUCGAACUUUCUCGUAUCGAUAAAUUCAACAGUCUUGAAGAAUAUCACUGCGCACCGUCGGUCUCCAACAUCGAUUGUGGAGCAUCCACUUUUCUUACGAGACAGUCAUCGGAAGCGGAAUCGGCGACCGACGUGACCGAGGACGUCUGCUCGGAAGGUUCCGAAGUGGAUUGGUCAUGGCUCGAGGAAGUAGAUUGCUUACGGGCCGUAGAGUCGUUUGCGGCUGCCGGAGAACGUGGCAAACAGGAGGGAUGGGUGAACGCUAUCCCCACCAAGAGUGGGAGUGCGGGGCGCAGGCGCGCUUGUGAACGUCACGAGACGGCGACGGACCGCAGUGCCGUGAUGUCCGUCACCGCGACGGCAAAGUCCCUAGCGAACGGUGGCGAACGGUGGCCAUCUUCUGGUGGCGCGCUUCUUCUCGAUCAAAACAGUAGUAACAAUCGUCAUAACGGCAGGCAACAUCGCCGGCAUUGUAACGGUAAUAACAAUAACAACAAUGACGAUGACGAGACCGCGGCCGCACGUUGUAACGCCACAAACGAGGCGGUCGAUCGCGAAAAUCGCGACAGUGCGACAACGAUAACCACUGCCGCUGCCGCCACCGCCGCCACAGCAACCGCCGCCGCCGUCGCUAUCGUCGGCUCGGCUGCCGCCACCGCGAAUUCGUGGAUGCGCGCGUCCAUGCGACGUCUGCGUCAUCUGCGACUACCCGAGGGCACGCAAUGCGAUAACGAGCCGGCCAAUCGGCAUCCCAUACCCGUCUCGGCGCCGAAUUCGCUGCCGGACAUCGCACUGAUCGCGCCGGAAAUCCUCGCCGCGCAGACCAACGGUAGCGACACUUCCGGUACACUGCUCCGACCUUCGAGUGCACCCGCAAGAAACGUGAUUACCGGCAUUGCCUCCGCCUCCGCCACUACCACCACCAUCACCACCACCACCACCACCGUCGCUGCGACACCGCGCCGAGCUGGCCGGCAAUUCGCCGGCGGUAGAUCGCGAGGGGUGCGAAGUCGCGAAGCGUCUUCGAGACAGGGCAGUUUUGGCUCCUCGACCACAGUCAGCGAUAUCACCGGCAAUACAACCUGUUCUAGCUCCUUCGGCUGUAUGUCCAGCAGUUCACCUUCCAGCACUACGGUCAGCCCACAACGUGUCACAAGAAGAACAUGCGAGAGACAGAGAGAUGCCGACACACAUAAUGACAGAGGCGAAGAUGACGACGAAGAUGAAAAUCCUCUAGGAAAAUGGCCUCACAACUUCAGUUCAAGUCUCGCGUGUCUCGGCUGCACUUUGGGACUUUUUAACAUCAGCAGAGUUUCCAUUCUUAGCAUGCAGUUUGGAGGAAAUUUCAUUUUACAAUUCGCAUUCUUGUCUCUCGUUUUGGGCAUUCCAUUAUUGACACUGCAAGUAUGUCUCGGACAAAGACUGGCGGCUGGUUCCGUGGAUAUGUGGAAAAUAUCACCGUUAUUUCAAGGUGUCGGAAUAGCUCUGCUUAUCGCGCAGGCUUUUAUCGGUAUCUACAGCAUAGUCGGUGUAUCAUGGAUGUUUGUGUAUUUCAGAGAUUCGUUCAUAACGAAGCAGGAUAGGUAUCGAUGGGCAGAGCCGUUUCUUCUCUAUCGAGAUGACAGCCGUCCCACACACAAUACUACCGUUUUAUACAAAUUAUAUGAGACUGUUCCGGAUUACUUCAGCGGUGCUGUAUUGCAAAGACAUCACUUGAACGAGGCCAAUCCUGGUGUCGUCACAUUAAAGUUCCAAGUGGCCUUCAAUUUAGCCGUUGUGUGGAUGAUUAUAUUUGUUUCAUUGAGUAAAGGACUGAGAUCUUAUGGAAAGGUCAUAUACGUUUUUACAUUAGUACCUGUAUUUGGCAUGCUAGUCCUUUGUGCGAAACUAGUAGGACUUGCUCCAAGCCCGAUACAAAUUUUCCCCGCCAUCAUCUGGAACGAAUUCUUUAUCAAUGAGAAGUCAUGGUUGGCUGCUUCAAAUGAAGUCUUCUUCACAUGGGGUUUACUCGGUGCGGCUGCUAUGCAGAUAGCGGCUCAUAAUAAGCACAAACGUCUGCAGCGAGAUACAAGUAUGGUGAUAUUUUUGACAUUUCUGAUUCUCUCUCUUAGUGUUUUCUUAGCGAAUACCUGUAUACAAAUCCUCAGGCAUCAAGGCUACAUCUAUACUACUAGUUCUUUCGAAAGAAUAUCAGGGUAUACAUUUAUGAGGGUUGCCAAUCAACCAGCACCGUCAGGAUACAGUAGCACGCCGGAGAGAUUCAUGUCUCACGCAUCGUUUCUUGUUGGUCAGCGCAUAAUACAACCUGGCACGGACACAAGUACCGAAUCCGGAUAUCAGGUGUUACGGUUAGCCACUGAAUUAGUACCUGCGACAUUCGCAUUGUUAGGUACCGAACAGGCGUCACCGUUCUGGGCAGUCCUGUUUUAUUUCAUUUUGAUCUUAUUUGGGAUUGCACAACAAUUGGCGAUCUGGCAUUGCGUAAUAACGGGUAUAAUGGCGAUUAAUACGAAAAUGAUGAAGCUCUGGGAAACUACUAUCACUUUUUUUAGCUGCGCUUGUGCCUAUAUACUUGGAUUACCUAUGGCUACAGAGUUAGGUAUUUACGUCGUGUAUUAUCUCGAUUAUAUCGUCGGUGGAUCAUGGUGGAUAAUUGUUUUGUAUAUAAUACAAAUUGGUGCUGUGUUCGCGGUCCGUGGACGUCCACACACUGGUGAGGCGGUCGUUGCGGAAUUAUUUCCACCGACCGAGCGAUGCCUCAGGUACUGGAUCGGUCCACUACUAUCCUUCACGUGGAACGUUGUUCUCCCUACUAUUUUGACGGUUCUCAGUAUUGUAAUAUUCAAGAACAGCGACUUUCGAGAACUGUACUCUUAUCGUCGCACAAGCAGAGAUUACUGGGCUGUAUGGGCAAGGCAACUCGGGGCGGCGAUUCAGUUGAUACCGAUACUUACGAUACCAGCAGUAGCAAUUAUACAAACAUGUCGAUAUUUAAAUAGUGGACCACCCGAUAUAUGUGACAGUGAACAGGUGGAAGUAACAGUAAAUCAUUGCGAACAAUGUAACGGCAGAAUUCAGUUGCUUUAUCGGCCACCGAUGGAGCCGGAGGAUCCUCGUGAUGCGCAGACCCAGAUCGGAAACGACACUAAUACCAGUUUGCAUGGGAACGGAAUCUUAGCCAGCGCGACCACGGAGAUACCUUUCGAGGAUCCACCACCGAAAUAUACUCCUCCACCGAGUUAUACUACGGCGACUGGUGCACGGAUUGCGAAGAUGUUGCGGCAGAGCUUUCGGCGAAGCGUGCGAAGGAUUGCGAACGUGCUGGGGGAGAGUAGCGCACCGCAACAGAGAUCAACGUUGCAGCCGCCACCGCCGGAUUAUGCAACUGUUCUCGUAGAGAUGAAUCUGAGUGGAACGCCAAUGUCACACGAUCAUAUCACGAUCCAGAUACCGUCAGAACCGCGGCCAGACGUAACGAACAUUGGUGGUAAUCGGCAUAGCGUGGAUGCGUCGAGCGAACGGCGUCAUCGGCCAAAUACUAUUGACCGUGCCACCAGGAUUGGCAUCGCGGGAAGAUCGCGCGCAAUUGAACGCACCCACUCGACGCUUGAUCGUGGCUGUCGUCCGCAUGCGAAUAUCACCGCGCAUACUUUGUCCGGCUCGAACCUGACGGCCGCCGAUGUAGCGAAUUUGUUGCGCAGCAGCAUACGCAGAGGUACCGCGAGAACGCAGCAAUCUCUACGUAGAAGCUUCUGCCACGAGGAACCAACGACGGCGGCAUCCGUCGAGAAUCUAGUCGAGGCCGCCGCGCCUAUUGGCGAGGAUUCCUUGAUCCUAUCGAAAGACACGUCUCUAGUCCCCGGCGAACAAAUCGAUGACAGUCAUCGCCGCGACGAUGACGAUCACAACAAUGACGAUGACGGUAAUGAAAAGAAGACUGCGAGCGAAAUGGAAAAUUCCGUUUCUGUGAUAUAAAUUGAUGCAUUGAUCGGUCGUUGCACGCAUGUGCGAAACCGAAAUUUCGGGUUUGCCGAUUCCGAUUAGCGAUUCGCUGCCUUUCUCCAGACUGUAAUUUCUAUCUGUAAUAUAGACGGAGAGAAAAAACUCUCUACGUUAACCAGAUUCGACGUUAAUUGAUGUCGAAGCGAUUGACUCAGUCUCCAACUAUUUGAACCUCCUCGAGAUUAGGAUUUUUUAUUCCUGUGCCUGAACGAUUGCCUGCCCCUAUUGCUACCCCGAAAUAUUGUUUGUGUUCUUUUAUCGUAUUUAUUUCUUAAUAUACAAUACAUAUAUAUGUAUAUUUUUUUCAUAGAGCGUUUAAAGAAAAGAAUGUUUUGCAUUUAAUGUAAUCUGAUGCACUUCUGAAUAUCUUGGAUUUCGGUCUUGCAUUUUUCUUAACAUCAAAGCCAAGUAUACGAUUUUUAAUCCCAUUUAAUCUUACAAUGGAUGCAAUAUUUUCUUGCUGGAUAAGAUUAUUCAGAAACAGAUUUAAUUGCGAUUCCAAAUAAGUCAUGUAAAUAUACAGGCCUUUGUCCUUCUUAAUAAUUAAGUAAAUGAAAAUUAUAUUGUUGUUGCUAAUAAAGUAGUACAAGAAUGAAGAAGUGUAUUGGUCUAAUUCUUACUAGAUUUUUCUGGAGAUUACGCGAUAAAGAAAUGACUGAAGCAGAGAAUUAGAAAACACAUAAAUCUUAGCUCUCCCGACUAGAAACUUAAACCUAAUUUUUUAAGUUCAAGAUAAUUUAAUAACAACUUAAACUUGAAGUUAGUUCGCAUGGAUCGCGUUUUCUGCAAAAAUUGCGCGAACAGCAUUUAUAUGUAAUAUACUUGUGUAUUCUCGUUCAUUGUGAUUAGUCAUCGUUCAUUUUGUAAAUAUAUGCAUGUAGCAUUUUAGCGAGCCAAAUUAUGUUAUAAUUUUAAAUCGACUCGCUAGAUAUGUCCAUUAGCCUCAUAAUGCAAGAGUGUAUAGUCCGUCCAAUUACCAUUUUCUUGUACUUUUUGAUUGAUUAUCAUGAAAAUUAAUUAUUGCGAUUGACUAGACUAGACUAGAUCAUAUAAAAUUAUCAUCUCGGUCAAAUGAAAACAAAGAAUGCCAUCGAGAGUGUUAUGUCAAAAGGGAGAAAAUAUAUGUUAUAUUGUUGCAAUUAUGAUCUUGCAUUUCGCUAGUAUAGGCAUUCAAAUAUUCAAUCCUCCGUAAGUGUAAUAUUAUGCUAUACCUGAUAUUAUGAACCACAAUAAAGUUUUUAUGUUCUUG